Rotaria sp. Silwood1 is the source of this 390-nucleotide messenger RNA. The record is from the annotation of a GenBank genome assembly. NCBI's taxonomy places the organism in Eukaryota, Metazoa, Rotifera, Eurotatoria, Philodinida, Philodinidae.
AUGACAUCGUUACCAGAUUGGUUUAAGAAGUCCUUUCCUGUCACUGUUAUUCCUCGUCGUGAUUUUUAUGUAUGUACCCACUGUCAUAGUCAAUCUUGUGGUGCGCUUUAUUCUUCAAUUUGCAUCAAAUGUGCUGGUAUUACUAGUAAUCCACCUCAUACGAUUCGUCCAGGUUAUGUUUGUGCUGACUGUAUUACCGGCUGUCCUGUAUGUCUCUGUGGUCGUGCUCUUCCUCGUGUUCACAUUCCCUCUCCUUAUCCUUUUCAUCGUUCUCCUGCUGCUUCUACUUCUCGACAUUUUUAUUCUCCUGCUAAACAAGGCUGUUGUUCUUCCUGUUGCAAAUUUUUAUGUGAAUCUUUGCGUGGCUGCUUGUGUUUUCGACGAGAAUGA